This is a messenger RNA of Akanthomyces muscarius, 1230 nucleotides long. RefSeq lists its product as uncharacterized. The coding region runs from base 1 to 1230 and encodes 409 amino acids. The record is from RefSeq and is a predicted model, not a curated record. Gene Ontology annotation, cellular component: chromosome passenger complex; spindle microtubule; spindle midzone. Gene Ontology annotation, biological process: protein phosphorylation; mitotic spindle organization; regulation of cytokinesis. Gene Ontology annotation, molecular function: protein kinase activity; ATP binding. The transcript is spliced from 3 exons. Lineage: Eukaryota; Fungi; Ascomycota; Sordariomycetes; Hypocreales; Cordycipitaceae.
AUGGCAGCGACCCGUACUCUGGAGGCUCGCUUCGAGCGCAUGUCGGUGCUGGAAGAGCAUGACUCUGGGUACUCAAAGACAAAGGUCACAUCGACUACGACACAGCUGCCGCAAGGAAGCAGUCGGACAAACCUGUUCAAGGUUGCCUUGCAAUCACACGCCGCCGGCAACCCCGUCUCUGCCUCGGUGACUCUACCAUCACAAGCCAUCAACCGCAAGCUUGUGCAGCACCAGCAACUACACCACGCCGGUCCGCAGUCCCCUCCCGCCGUGACCCGAAAGGCGCUCCCGUCCUCGUCCUCGUCCGCCCGCCACUCGGAAGAUUCCUCUGCGGGCACAGCCGAAGACAAGGCGGCGGCGAUGCUCAUCGCGCACCAGCCCAUGCUGCCGAAGCAGUUCCACCUCGGCAUGUUUGAGAUUGGCCGGCCGCUGGGCAAGGGCAAGUUUGGACGGGUGUACCUGGGCCGCGAGCGCACGAGCGGCUUCAUCUGCGCGCUCAAGGUGCUGCACAAGAACGAGCUGCGGCACGGCGGCGUGGAGCGCCAGGUGCGCCGCGAGAUUGAGAUCCAGAGCAACCUGCGGCACCCCAACGUGCUGCAGAUGUACGGCCACUUCCACGACAGCAAGCGCGUCUUCCUGAUCCUCGAGUUUGCCGGCAAGGGCGAGCUGUACAAGCACCUGCGCAAGGAGAACCGCUUCCCCGAGUGGAAGGCCGCGCAGUACAUUGCGCAGAUGACGUCGGCGCUGCGCUACCUGCACCGCAAGCACGUCAUCCACAGGGACAUCAAGCCCGAGAACAUCCUCGUCGGCAUCCACGGCGAGCUCAAGAUUUCGGACUUUGGCUGGAGCGUGCACGCGCCCAACAACCGCCGCAAGACCAUGUGCGGCACCCUCGACUACCUGCCGCCCGAGAUGCUUCGCCCGGGCCAGACGGACAACUUUUACAACGAAAAGGUGGACCUCUGGAGUUUGGGUGUCUUGACGUAUGAAUUCCUCGUCGGUGAGGCGCCGUUUGAGGAUACACCGACCAUGACACAGAGGAGGAUCGCCAGGGCAGACAUGUCGGUGCCGUCGUUUGUGAGCCCCGAGGCUGCAGACUUGAUCAAAAAGCUCCUCGUUCUAGACCCGGAGAAGCGUAUUCCGCUCGACCAGAUCCCAAUGCACCCUUGGAUAGUGAAACACUGCGUCAAGGGCGAGCGGGUUGCCAAUAGAGAAAGGUCGUUCAAGUGA